GAAGCUAAUUACUCUGUUUUUAUUCUAGCAGCCAUGGGUGGAGCACAAACAAAGAACAAGAACAAAUCAUCAUCAUCAUCUCCAUCUCUUAUUGAACAAGGGUUAAGAUCCAAACUCAAUCUUCUCGAGAGAGAAAUUCGUGAAAUCAUGAUCAUGAGAGAGACAGAAACCCUAGCUUUUGAUCAAGACACCAUGAUUUUCUCCUUCAAAGAAACAGAGUGGAGAGAAGAGAGAAACAAGCUCAAACAAGAGAUCAAGAAAUUGAGGAUGACGUCAUCCUCCUUAAUAAUGGAGGAUAAAGAGGUAGAGGAGGAGAGACAGAGGACUUGCAGAGAUGAAGCUGUCGAGAGGUGGAAGAAGCUCUAUCUUGCCAUUAAAGUUGAGCUUGAUGAUCUCAUUCUUAAAACCCAUCAAGGAGAGAAUAUGUAUUGGAGAUCAGGGGAGAAUGAAGAACUUAAAAGGAUUUUAAGAGAAAGAGAAGAAACAAUAGAGAUUCUUCAAACAAGAUUGGCUUCAAUGGAGCAAGAGGAGAUGAGGAAGGAAAGAGAGAUGGAUAUUCUAAGGCAGAGCUUGAGAAUUAUGUGUUAUAACAAUAAUAAUAAUAUGAUGAUGAAGAAGAAAAAGAAUAAAUAUCAGCCUAGAUCUAAUUUAUUAAAUUAGACAAUUUGUAUUUAGGUCUAGUUUGAUUUAAAGGCUCCAACUAGAUAUAU
Impatiens glandulifera is the source of this 710-nucleotide messenger RNA. RefSeq names its product golgin subfamily A member 6-like protein 4. The transcript has 2 exons. NCBI's taxonomy places the organism in Eukaryota, Viridiplantae, Streptophyta, Magnoliopsida, Ericales, Balsaminaceae. The record is from RefSeq and is a predicted model, not a curated record. Bases 34 to 660 code for a protein of 208 amino acids.